Molecule: messenger RNA, 4155 nt
Organism: Amorphotheca resinae ATCC 22711
Lineage: Eukaryota; Fungi; Ascomycota; Leotiomycetes; Helotiales; Amorphothecaceae
Exons: 4
Coding region: 1-4155 (1384 amino acids)
Biological process (GO): phosphorylation; phosphorelay signal transduction system
Molecular function (GO): phosphorelay sensor kinase activity; protein binding
Source: RefSeq, a predicted model, not a curated record
AUGGACGGCCUCGAGUCCAUACCAGAGGAUAGCCUAGCAUGCGAUCGGGGGCGAUCACCUCUUCGUGACCAUAGACGACCUUCGAACACUAGCAGCCUGCAUCUUCGGAUUCCAGGAAUGGCAUCCCCGGCGGAGAUUGCAAUGGCUGCCAUGCAAUACCUGCCUUAUCCAUUAAUGGUGCUCAAUAGCAUGAAAACCAUCGUCAUGGCAAAUGAGUCCAUGGGUAGGCUACUUGGAAUCGGAGACGACGGUGCUACAAGAGAUGAUGAGAUGUCGGUGCUGGACAGACUCCGGGGCAAGACAUUAAGCCAGAUGGGAAUCGAUAUGCUUCAAGACGGCAGGCCUAUAUGGGUCAGUUGGGAUUCGUUUUUGGAUGCCAUCGGCGACGAGAAAGGUGGCAUAGGAGAUGAAUCAAGUAUUCCGGAAGUCACGCUUGACGAUGAAGACGAAACCCCAACUGAAGAGCCAUCGAGGAAGUCAUCUGCAGACAGCAACAAUUCAGUUGUUCAUGACGCUGUCAUCGAAGUGGUCAUUUUACCACCGGAUAUUGUGGCAUCAUCACCCUUUGAAGAAAGGAGUGGUACAGCCAUGGCGUGCAAGCAUACAUUUGCCAAAAUGGUCAUUACUGUAUGGGAGCUAGAUGGCGAGAAAUACUUCACGUUGACGUUUACAAGUACGGAAUCGAACCAGACGACAUCACGAGGAUCUAGGCAGGUUUCUAAAGCCAGCAAGAAACAUUCUUCAGCGUCUGCAUCGCCUGCACCUUCUAGCACGUCUUCAAUGAGUUCCAGGCGCAGUUCAGCCUAUGGUGGAACUAGUACAUCGUCUUCACUUACGAGCCCUACGAACGCUUCCAUGUCGAUCAGUCCUUUCCCGCCGCUGGGUCCACCGUCCCGAUCUCUUUCUAAUGAGCCAUCAAUUCUGCAGAAGGUUCACAUAAUGAAGGAUGCUCUCCUGGAUAGCACAGAGGUUCCAAUUAUAGCGAUGUGGAAGGACCAGAGCAUGAGCUUUCCGAACAAAGCAGUUCGGCGACUACUCCAGCCAGCUGCUGCUGAUUCAAUAGAUCUCACGGGCGGGUUCGAUCUGCUAUCACAAUGGCAUUUAUGGAAUGAGAAUUUUACAGACCGACUAGAGCCGUCGGAAUACCCCCUUUCAGUGUUGCUCAGGACGCAAACAGGGUUCGAGAGUCGCAAGUUGGGAUUUAUCCAUCCUGAAACCGGGCGCAAACUCGUUCUAGAUUGUCUGGGGGAAGCCAUCAGAGACAAGGAUACUGGAGAAUUCUUGGCCGGUAUGGUUACAUGCAGAGAUAUUACCAGCAUGACAGAACAGAUCCAGGAGUUGAAAGAGAAGGAUGAACAACGGUUUCAGCUUAUUUGCGAUAGUAUGCCACAGAUGAUCUGGACGACCACCGCUGAUGGAACGCACGAUUGGUUUUCUGGGCGAUGGUAUGAAUAUACGGGGUUGACACAUGAACAAUCCGUCGGAAAUGGAUGGCAACAACCCUUCCAUCCAGAUGACUGGGCAGUGGCCGAAAAGAAUUGGUUGAAUUCUCUGAAGACAGGAGAACCGUAUGCCACGGAGUAUCGCUGCCGAAGUAAAGAAGGUCAAUUAAGAUGGAUGUUGGGCCGUGCUCUCCCUAUGAAGAACAGGCAAACUGGCGCUAUUGAGAAGUGGUUUGGGACCUGCACUGACAUCCACGAGACAGUAGAAUCAAGGUUGGCAGCAAAGAGACUACGGCAACAACUUCUAUAUGUGAUAGCCCACGCCCAAGUUACUCUUUUCUCUGUUGAUAGAAAUCGGAAGUUGACCCUACUCGAGGGUUCCUUCAUCUGGGACCUGGAAAGCAAUGGCUCUUCGGGUGAUAAGAGCGCGUAUAGCAAGAUCACCCAAGGCGAUAAAUAUAUCGGCAAAAACAUCUAUGAGGUGUUUAUAGCCGGCAAUAAUAACGGCAAAAAGUUCGUGGAAAAGAUUGAGGAUAUUCUUACUGGCAAGGCAUUGGAAGAUGUGUACGAGGGCUGCAUUCACAAUCGAUGGUAUAAGAUUCGAUUUGUCGCGGUCCUGGGCAAGAAAGGCGCAGGGGGCAAGGAGAACGAGACCUCUAUCGAUGGCGUUAUUGGGGUAUCGAUAGACAUUACGGAAGUCAAAAAUAAGGAAGAGUCACUGCAGGCGCAAGAGAAGGAGAACACAAGACUGAUGGCAAACGCCGCAGCUGCCAAAGAAGCCAGUCGAUUGAAGAGCCAGUUCCUUGCCAAUAUGUCUCAUGAGAUCCGGACACCCAUUGCAGGCAUCAUAGGGAUGGCUGAGCUCCUUGCAGAUAUGAACCUGGAUAAGGAGCAGCGGGAAUGCGCCGAGAAUAUCCAGCACUCUGCCAACGGGCUCCUAACGGUUAUCAACGACAUCCUUGAUUUCUCCAAAGUCGAGAGUGGCCGUUUGGAUAUCGAGGAGGUGCAGUUCUCUCUUAGUGUCGUCGUACGUGACGUGAGCAAGAUGCUGAGAUUUGCUGCGGAGAGAAAGGAGCUCGCCUUCGAAUCCGAGGUCGAGAUUGGAGUUGGUCAUGAUCUGAUUGUCAUGGGCGACCCCGGACGAGUUCGACAGAUUAUCACCAACCUCUUGACUAACAGCAUCAAGUUCACUAGCGAAGGCCGGGUCAGAUUCUCGGUGCUGAAAGAGAAGGAGACAGAGGACAUGAUCGAGAUCAAAUUCGUCGUCGAGGAUACAGGUAUCGGGAUCGAAGAAGAAGUCCAGAAAUACCUCUUCCAGCCCUUCAGCCAGGCCGAUUCCUCAACGGCGCGACGCUUUGGCGGCACGGGGCUCGGUUUGACGAUCAGCAAGAAUCUCGUGGAUCUCAUGCACGGGCGGAUCAACUUGGAGUCGUCUCUGGGGAAUGGCACUCGAGCGACGUUCUGGAUCCCCUUCAACAAACCGCACUAUCACGGCGCCCAAGCCACUCCGAUUGAUUUCAGUAGCCUGCCGGAUAGGCUGCAGUCCGAGAGGAGCGUGUCGUGCAAUAGUGGUUCCGAGUAUGACCCCAUCGCGGGCACGUCUCCUUUGCCGAGCCCCCUGAGUGGGAAUAGGGGCCAACAGAUCCCAAGAUCGGUUGCCGCGACGUCUGUACCAGCGGACUCGGAUCUUCCCCCGGAUGAGAGAGCGAAGAUCAACAUUCUUCUUGUAGAAGAUAACGCCAUCAACCAACAAAUCGCCCUCAAGACCAUCCGCAAGCUCGGCUUCUCCGUUACGGCCGUCUGGAACGGCAAAGAAGCCCUAGACUACCUCGUCACCGCGGAGUCGCCCAACUCCCCGCACCCCAGACCCGACAUCAUCCUCAUGGAUGUGCAGAUGCCAGUCAUCGACGGCUACCGGGCGACGCACCUCAUCCGACACCACGCGCCCUACAAGCUCCUCUUCCGCGAGAUCCCCAUCGUUGCCAUGACCGCAUCCGCCAUCCAAGGCGACCGCGAGAAAUGCAUGAAAGCCGGUAUGGACGACUACCUCGCCAAGCCCGUCAAAGGCAAGAUCCUCGAGCAGAUGCUCGUCCGCUGGGUUCUGUCCCGCCGCCGCGGCGCCCGCACCCCCGCCCACAGCGACUACUCCGGCAGCGAUUGUCCCGAGCCGUCUGAGGCCAAUUGCCAACUCGCCUCCACCAUCACCAGCACCAACGCCACCGUCCCCGCCAGUGGCACCGCGACGCCCCGACCCCCGAACUCCCACAACCACCACCUAACAUCCUUCUGCGCGUCUUCAGAAAGCGACCGCGUGGCGCGGCGCGAACAAGCAGAAGAGCGCGCGCUCGCGCUCCGCGCUAAGAAACUCGUCGACGCGGCAGGUCCGCCAACACGCACGACGCAACUCCCCACCCCUCCUGCCCACGAGCUAACCUUCGAGAAUGUGGGACGACUGGAGAGGGAAUCUUCUGUUGUAUCUGCAGCUGCGGGGGAGGCGGAGCCGGAGCCGGAGGCAGAGGAAGGAACGACGAGUCCUACGGGUGCGGAGCGUGGUGAGGAGGAAGAGGAUGAGGAUGAGGAUAGCUAUAUCAAUUCACGAUCCGGAUCCGGAUCAGAAAAUCCCGGAAGACAAGAAAACGAGAAAAAAGAAAGACCGCGGUUAGAAAGAAGAACGCAGGAUAGCGAAAUGACGAUUACGGGGGCUAGAAGAUAG